AUGGCACCACUAGCUAACUUUUCUGAGCCUGCGUCUACCUUGCCGCGCCAAGGAGACUUGCACGAUUACUGGCCCGUCUUGCCAUCGGAACUUGUCUUGCACAUCUUUCAAAGUCUAUCAACCGUCGAACAGCUAUGGUCAUUGGCCUGCAGCUCAAGCCGCCUGUGGAAAGUGUUCCGCGCCAACAGUACCCGCAUUCUGCAGAGGGUCCUGGAAGACGAUACCCAUCCAUGGCUCCUCAACGUCAUACACGCCACAUUCAAUCUGCACGCUCGGGACAUUCGGCUGCGGCGCUACGAAGAGUUUCGGCAUCUGGACUUCUCUUUGGAGGCGCCGGAGUCCUUGUCAAAGACAGCGCCUCCCGAGUUCGUGAUAAGAUUCGUGACUAAGACACGCAGAUUUCACGCCAUGGCACAUGUGAUUCUUGAGAAUUGCAUGAAAGAUAUUUGGAGUAUAGGGGACAAGCUUCACCCAGCAUGUCCCGACGGAGACGGCAUGGAGCUGACUUUGUGUAUUGACAGGCAAGCGAGCCCGAGUGAGGAGACGCGUGCCGUCAUGGGACUGUGGCUCGCGGAGCUCUACUACUCGCUGACGGAUGCUUACAGCGACAACGAACAGCCGUGGGUCAAGAUGAUGAUUGACUCGCUUCCGGCUGAAAACAAACCUCUGCUUGGCUUCUUCAGAAAGACUUGGGCUGGCCCUCUGCUGACAAUAACGCACGGUGCACAGCUAAUGAGACUCAAGGGAGACGCCGUACAGAACAGAUUCCCUCCCACAUGGGGGAAUGUCAGGCUGUGCAUCCGCUCGGGUAAGCUGCCCAGGGGCGGUCUCGCGGGUGGUCUCUACUGCCGGACUGCGCCGUCACAGUACUCGCCCCAAACGCUCGCAGGCCCAAGCAAUAUGACGGAGAUGUGCAAGGCAAUGCGCCAGAGGCCGCUUACGAGACAGUACUUCCACAGCAUCCGAACGAUUGCGCCGCAGGAUGAUGAGAUCCACCACUUGCCGUACCGGCCCUUUAUCAGGUUUGGCUUCUUCCACUGGGACCAUAACUUGAUGGAAAGGCUGGGCCUGUUCCCGAGUGGUCAGGCGAGUCGUCACGAUCUUUUCCGAUACUGGAAGAGCUUCUUGUCCACCGUCGAGGUCGCUGAGCUUGCCAGAGAGCAGGCUGUCUCCAAAAACAACUACUGGCAACAGGUAGCGGAGCUCAGAGCUCGAAACCCGGCGGCGCUUAUUGGCGAGCCUCAUGACGACGCAGACUACGUCGACGUUUACGAGAAUGAUGUAGAUACCGAAGACGAGGAAAAAGAAAAAGAUUGA
Messenger RNA from Akanthomyces muscarius, 1317 nucleotides. RefSeq lists its product as uncharacterized. The coding region runs from base 1 to 1317 and encodes 438 amino acids. Gene Ontology annotation, molecular function: protein binding. The record is from RefSeq and is a predicted model, not a curated record. NCBI's taxonomy places the organism in Eukaryota, Fungi, Ascomycota, Sordariomycetes, Hypocreales, Cordycipitaceae. The transcript has a single exon.